Molecule: messenger RNA, 1629 nt
Organism: Macrosiphum euphorbiae (potato aphid)
Lineage: Eukaryota; Metazoa; Arthropoda; Insecta; Hemiptera; Aphididae
Source: the annotation of a GenBank genome assembly
AUGAAAAUAAACGACAGUGAAAUAUGUGAUGUAUUGUUUGAAAGUAUACCUUCAGAUGACGAUAGCCUUACUUCAAUUGAUGAUACAGAUGAAGACAAAGACUAUACUCCUAAAAUUAAAAAUGCAAAUUUUAUAAUUGAAGAAUUAAGUGAUUCGUCGAAUUGUGAGGUAGGAAGUGAUGUAGACAUUUUAAAUCUUGAUGAUAAUAUUACGUACAUAUUGCCAAGUCCUGUAAAACCGUCUUCAAGUAUUCGGAAAACUCGAAAUAAAGUUGUAGAUUACCAAAACAAACCUCGUAGUCGCCGAAAUAUUUUUCCAAAUACUAUUUCACAUGAUAUAACGCCCAAUCAAAAACACCUUUUAGCCCAACCACUUUCCGAAGAACUUAACGUUUCAGUCGAAAAUGUAAAUGUUUCUGAAAAUAUUACAGCGGUUGCUGAUGAAUUUAAUUUUGUUGAACCUGUUUGGUCUACAUCGACAAAUUUCACCUUGUCAACUCCUCCGUUUACUCACUUAGAAGGCCCUACUGAUGAAACUGAUAUCAUAAUAGAGUGUACACCAUUUUCCAUUUUUAAAUUACUGAUUACAAAUGAAGUUAUUGACCAUAUAACUUUCCAUACAAACUUGUAUAGUCAACAAAUAUAUCAACAAAAGGGAAAAAUAUAUGAACCUACAACAUUUGAUGAAAUGAGUUUAUUUAUUGGUAUAAACAUCUUAAUGGGUAUUAAAAAACAAUAUAGCUACCGUGACUAUUGGUCAUCUGCACCUGACUUGAACGAUGCGUAUAUUAGCAGCCUAAUGCCAGUCAAUAGAUUCAGUUGGUUAUUAUCUCAUUUACAUGUCAAUGACAAUUCAGUCAUGCCCAAAAAAGGUGAUGAACAGUAUGACAAACUAUAUAGAAUAAGACCUUUUGUUGAUUUUAUUUUAAAAAAUAGUCAACGUUUAUACAAUCCAAAUAAAAUAAUUGCCAUUGACGAAUCAAUGAUUAAAUUCAAAGGACGGCAUAGCGCAAAGCAAUACUUACCAAAAAAACCUAUUAAAAGGGGUUAUCAAGUAUGGGCCCUUGCCGAUAAAAAUGGUUACCUUUGGAACUUUGAGAUUUAUACUGGAAAAUCUGGAGAUUUAGCUGAGAAAAAUUUAGGCGCUCGCGUUAUCAAACAAUUAUCCCAGCCCUUACAAAACAAAAAUCAUCAUCUGUACUUUGACAAUUAUUUCACUAGCUAUCCAUUAAUGACUUUUUUGAAAUCAAAAAAUAUACAUGCUUGUGGAACUGUAAAUAUGACGAGGAAAUAUUUACCUACUUUAAAAUUAGACAAAGAAUUAAAAACAGGAGAAUAUGAUUGGCGUGUUGACCAGUACUCAACUUCCAUUGUAAAAUGGAAAGACAAAAGAACAGUAAGCUUACUUUCUAACUUUCAUGACCCCAAAAAUGAAGAAACAGUUCAGCGAAAAGCUAAAGAUGGAACACUUUCAUAUGUUCCUUGCCCUAGUGCAUUAAAAGAUUACAAUCAAAAUAUGAAUUGUGUCGAUAGGUUCGACCAAAAUAAAAAAACUUGUCAAAUCGAUAGAAAAAGCAAGAAGUGGUGGCAUCGUAUUUUUUUUUUCAUUUUAUCGAUGUCGCUAUUGUAA